Messenger RNA from Vombatus ursinus (common wombat), 3475 nucleotides. It is a transcript of the gene FGFRL1, whose product is annotated as fibroblast growth factor receptor like 1. The transcript has 8 exons. NCBI's taxonomy places the organism in Eukaryota, Metazoa, Chordata, Mammalia, Diprotodontia, Vombatidae. The record is from RefSeq and is a predicted model, not a curated record. Gene Ontology annotation, molecular function: fibroblast growth factor binding; fibroblast growth factor receptor activity. Bases 353 to 1837 code for a protein of 494 amino acids. Gene Ontology annotation, cellular component: plasma membrane.
CGGCGGGCAAGCCAGCGGACGGAGUACGCCAGGUAGUGCCCCAGCUGCGUCGCCUUCUCUUUUUUGCUCGCCCCGCCUGCCUUAGCCCAGCUCGGGAGGGCGGAAGAACUGAGGCUGCAAUGAGGAGCUUGCUUUCCGCAGGGAGAGACUGAGGAGGCUGAUUUACUGCGAGAAGGGUGGGAGGAAGUCCCAGGAAUGAACUGGGACGGACACCCCGGCGGGAGUCUGUGAGCAGCGGAGCCGGCGUCCCAGCAGCUUGAACCCAGCCAGAGGAGAGACCUGAGCCGGCCUGCCUGCCCCCUUGUUUUGAGGCCACAGAACAUUUGUACAUGAGGAGGACCUAAGCCCAGAGAUGGAAUUUUGGUUAGCGUUUGUCUUCUUGGGGAUUUUCUCGAUGUCUGAUUCCGCCCGAGGCCCUCCAAGGAUCUCGGACCGUGUGGCCCCCAGGCAGUCGGCAAGGCUGGGGAGGACCGUCAAACUCCUGUGCCCUGUGGAAGGGGACCCACCGCCCCUCACCAUGUGGACUAAGGACGGACGCACCAUCCAUAGCGGCUGGGCCCGUUUUCGGGUCCUCCCCCAGGGCUUGAAGAUCAAGGAAGUGGAACGAGGGGAUGCUGGUACCUAUGUGUGCAAGGCCACCAAUGGCUUCGGCAGCCUGAGUGUCAAUUACACACUUAUUGUGAUGGAUGACGUCACCGUGGGGAAGGAGAACCCAGGACCCGAAGGCUCCAAUGGUGAACAGGAAGAUGCAUCUGGCAAACAGUGGGCCCGACCUCGAUUCACCCAGCCCUCCAAGAUGCGGCGGAGGGUGAUUGCCCGGCCCGUGGGCAGCUCUGUCCGGCUCAAGUGUGUGGCCAGUGGCCAUCCACGGCCCGAUAUCAUGUGGCUGAAGGAUGACAAGACCUUGACGCCUCAGGAGGUUGGCGAGCACAAGAAGAAAAAGUGGACACUCAAUCUGAAGAACCUGAAGCCGGAGGACAGUGGAAAGUACACAUGCCGUGUCUUUAACCGUGCUGGCGAGAUCAAUGCCACCUACAAAGUGGAAGUCAUCCAGCGGACCCGCUCCAAGCCCAUCCUGACGGGCACCCACCCAGUGAACACUACCGUGGACUUUGGCGGGACGACAUCUUUUCAGUGCAAGGUGCGCAGUGACGUGAAGCCAGUGAUUCAGUGGCUUAAGCGGGUUGAAUACGGUACAGAGAGCAAGUACAACUCCACCAUUGAUGUUGGCGGCCAGAAGUUUGUGGUGCUCCCCACUGGGGAUGUGUGGUCCCGGCCCGAUGGCUCCUACCUCAACAAGCUUAUGAUCACCCGUGCCCGGCAGGAGGAUGCGGGCAUGUACAUCUGCCUCGGAGCCAACACCAUGGGCUACAGUUUCCGAAGUGCCUUCCUGACCGUGCUGCCAGACCCCAAGCCCCCCAGUGGCCCAGCAGCUCCCUCAUCAACCAGCAGUCUGCCUUGGCCAGUGGUUAUUGGCAUCCCAGCCGGCGCCGUCUUCAUCUUGGGCACCGUGUUGCUGUGGCUGUGUCAGACCAAGAAGAAGCCGUGUUCCCCGCCCCCGGCAGCGCCAGGCCACCGGCUGCCCCCUCGGGACCGAGCCGGCUUGGCUGCCGUGCCUGACAAGGACUGCCUGACCUCAGGACACUACGAGGAUUAUGGGGUGGGGGGUCAGCCCCAGCUGCCCCCCCCAGCACAGCAGCACCUUCUGGGCCAAGGCCCAGGCCCCACCACCAAGCUGUACCCUAAGCUCUAUACAGACAUCCACACCCACACGCAUACCCACUCCCACUCCCACGUGGAAGGCAAAGUUCACCAGCACAUACAUUACCAGUGCUAGGUGGUGGCGGCCCAGGCAGUGGGUAUUCGAUAUCCCGGCUCUAUGUGGCGGCAGGUGGUUAAGCGAGGCCCCUUUGUGGGGGGGCACCCCAGCUGGGACCCAUACAGACCCCCCAUGGGGCAGGAGGUACAGAGAGACAGAGCCACAGAGAUGUGGAAGAAUGCCGAGGGAGCUCCAGGAGAUGGAUGUGGACAGAGGCUGAUGCAGAUGCAGCUUCCAGGACAGAUCUAGAGACACACAGAGCUACAGGAACAGACAUAGACGGAGUCUCAGAAAGAGAGAAUCUAUAUAAAGAGUUCUAUUUUUUUUUUUUGUGACAUUGCAGUGAAUCUGUAGUGAUGGAAUAAUGAAGGAAUCGUCCUCCCCCUACCCCUGCUCUUGCUCCAAGGCAAUCAUCCUUGAUUGAUGCUUUAUUCGCCUCCACCCCAUCUCAAACCCCCCUCCCUGGCCCCUGAAGCAGUGGGUGCUUUGUCAGUGGGUUCUUGGCUUUAAAGAAACAAAAGAUGCCCCCCAUCCCUUCAUCCCGCCUUGUUCCAUGCCCAGAGUUGUGGAGAUAGAAGGAAGGGGUUUGGUCUCCUGCAUGGAGCAAUGUCCCCUGCCCUGUGCUGGGGCCAGAAAGGGAGGAGAGGAAAGGCUUGUUUCACUUCCAACAGGCCAGCUCUGGUGGGGUGGGGGUGGGGCGGGUGAGGGAGUCCUGGGAAAGGCCAUUGAGCUGUGGACUCUCUGCUAGCCCCCGGCAUGGCACCAUCAUUCAUUGGGCUCUCCAGACUUCCCCUUCCCCUCUCCCCCUGCCAUUCCCUCUGCUAUUUAUAUUUAAGAAAUUAAGAAAAUAAUAAUAAUAUUAAUAAUAAUAAUAAAAAGGAGAGCCUUCCCGAGAGCGGGCAAAGGCCCUCCAGGGUCAGCAGCACUGACUUCAGUGCAUCCCUUGUGGAAUGCCAUCUAUCCUAGAGAUCGCUCCAGCUGAUGACUGUACCCCAAGAAGGGUAACCCUUGUGGAAUGGUCAUCUAUCCUAGAGAUCGCUCCAGCUGAUGACUGCACCCCAAGAAGGGUAACCCUGGGUUGCCCAUCUAGAGCCAAGGCUGAGCCCUUGAGAGAGAUGCCGGGGCCCACUUGCCCACCUCUUCUCCGUUGGCUGUAGCUGGGUGUUAAUGUAAAGGAAACACCCUCUUCAGCCUAGAGAGUAUCUAAGCAGGGGCCAUGUAUGUUUAAUUUAUUUUGUUUAACGUGGUCAAACGAAGUAUGUGCUUUUCGUACAAGCAGGUUUUUCUAUCUGUCCAUCUGCCAGGCUAGAAAGGCAGGCCUGUUUGUGUGUCUGCCACUCCUGGGAGCCCAGGGUUGCUGUAAUCUCAGAGUGAGCACGGUUCCAGCAGGUGGGAACUUGACUAGGUCCAUCCCCUCCUAAGCCUGGAUCCUGGGGAAUGACAGGGGAAGUAGGUCCAGACCAGGACAGAGGAUCUGAACCCGGCCAAAGGCUUUGCUUCCUUAUCCUUCCCCUUCCCCCGCCUCAAACAAACAAACAGACAAAAAUGAGGCAGAUUUGGGUUUGGAAAACUUAUGUGACUUUAUGAUUCUUCAAAAACAAAAAUGUUGUUCCCCCUUCCUCUCCCUCCCCCAGUCCUGAAGGAAGCUUGGCUUAU